This is a messenger RNA of Capronia epimyces CBS 606.96, 1275 nucleotides long. RefSeq lists its product as uncharacterized. NCBI's taxonomy places the organism in Eukaryota, Fungi, Ascomycota, Eurotiomycetes, Chaetothyriales, Herpotrichiellaceae. The record is from RefSeq and is a predicted model, not a curated record. Bases 1 to 1275 code for a protein of 424 amino acids. The transcript is spliced from 2 exons.
AUGUCGUCCUUCCACAUCGUCGAGCACACUGUCCCCUGCCAACACAUCCGACAAUACCCAAGAGCGUUGAGUGGCUCGCAAGAGGACGUCCUGCAUCUGGCAGUGAAGCAAUAUAUACCAAAAGACAACCCGAACCCACAACCCGGGGACGUCACGAUCAUAGGAGCACACGCGAACGGGUUUCCAAAGGAGCUGUAUGAGCCAUUAUGGGACGAGAUCCAUGCUCGUUCGAAAACGAGCGGAUUCCGGAUCAGAAGCAUAUGGAUCGCCGAUGUUGCGCAGCAGGGCCACAGCAGCGUUAUUAACGAGAAGCUCCUGGGAAAUGACCCCAGUUGGAGUGACCACCCGCGAGACUUGCUUCAUCUCAUUAACCUGAAGAGAGACCAAAUGCCUCGGCCUUUGAUAGGCAUUGGCCAUUCAAUGGGCGGAAAUCAUCUAGUCAAUCUUGCUUACAUCCACCCUCGUCUGCUUACCACGUUGAUCUUGAUAGACCCCGUGAUACAAUUAUAUUCUUCCAUUCAGCCAGAGGUCGGCCCUAACCCCGCUCGUCUGUCUACCUUUCGACGCGACGUCUGGCCUUCCCGAGAGGAAGCAGCCAGAAGCUUCAAGUCGAGCAAAUUCUAUCAAGCAUGGGAUCCUAGAGUCUUGGAUCGCUGGGUCCAGUAUGGCUUGCGAGAUCUGCCCACAUUACUCCAUCCGGGCGAGCCAAACCAAGAAGGACCGCCAAAGGUCACAUUGACAACGCCACUUCACCAGGAGGUGUUUACAUUUUUGCGCCCCAACUUCGAGGGGUACGGACACAAUGGCAAACCUGUCAACCGGAAAACUCACGCCGAUUUGAAUCCUAGCAUUCCUCUCACAUACCCGUUCUAUCGUUCAGAAGCCCCGCAAGCGUUCUUUCGACUCGAGGAGCUGCGGCCCAGCGUAUUGUACGUUUUUGGCGGCAAGUCUGAUGUUGGCACGCCGGAAAAUUGCAAGGCCAAGAUGGAACACACUGGAAUCGGGGUAGGCGGGAGCGGAGGCGCACCGGCGGGCCGGGUGAAAAGUGUAUUAUUCGAAGAUGUUGGCCACUUUAUUGCCAUGGAAGCCGUAGACAGGACCGCCGAGCACGCCAGCGCAUGGCUAGCCAGCGAACUGAAGAUCUGGAAGGAGGAUGAAGACGAACACAACCGUACCUGGCACGCCAAGUCUCUGGUCGAGAAGCAGACAGUGGACGAGACAUGGAAGACGAUGAUAGGAGGUCCUCCACGACCUCCGAAGCAAACAAAGCUAUAG